This is a messenger RNA of Sus scrofa (pig), 3091 nucleotides long. RefSeq names its product TATA-box binding protein associated factor 9b (gene TAF9B). Gene Ontology annotation, cellular component: transcription factor TFIID complex. The record is from RefSeq and is a predicted model, not a curated record. NCBI's taxonomy places the organism in Eukaryota, Metazoa, Chordata, Mammalia, Artiodactyla, Suidae. Gene Ontology annotation, molecular function: protein heterodimerization activity; RNA polymerase II general transcription initiation factor activity. Gene Ontology annotation, biological process: DNA-templated transcription initiation.
GACGCUGUAACUCCGCCUUCCGUGCCUGCAGGGGUGGAGCCUGAGCGAGGAACCCGAGAGCAGCCCUCUCUCCCCGGAUGACGUGCGGGAGGAUAACAUGGAGUCGGGCAAGAUGGCGCCACCCAAGAACGCUCCGAGAGAUGCCUUGGUUAUGGCACAGAUCCUGAAGGAUAUGGGAAUUACGGAGUAUGAACCAAGGGUUAUAAAUCAAAUGUUGGAAUUUGCUUUCCGAUAUGUGACUUCAAUUCUGGAUGAUGCAAAAAUUUAUUCAAGCCAUGCUAAGAAACCUAAUGUUGAUGCAGAUGAUGUGAGACUGGCAAUCCAGUGUCGGGCUGACCAAUCUUUUACCUCUCCUCCCCCGAGAGAUUUUUUACUGGAUAUUGCAAGGCAGAAAAAUCAAACCCCUUUACCACUGAUUAAGCCAUAUGCAGGACCCAGAUUGCCACCUGACAGAUACUGCUUAACAGCUCCAAAUUAUAGGCUGAAGUCCUUAAUUAAAAAGGGACCUAACCAAGGAAGACUAGUUCCACGGUUAAGUGUUGGUGCUGUUAGUAGCAGACCUACCACUCCUACUAUAGCAACCUCACAAACAGUGUCUGUCCCAAAUAAAGUUGCACCUCCAGUGUCAGUGACAAGCCAAAGAUUUACGGUGCAGAUUCCACCUUCUCAGUCCACACCUGUCAAACCAGUUCCCGCAACAACUGCAGUUCAAAAUGUUCUGAUUAAUCCUUCAAUGAUUGGGCCCAAAAAUAUUCUUAUUACCACCAACAUGGUUUCAUCACAGAACACAGCCAAUGAAUCAAACCCAUUGAAGAGAAAACAUGAAGAUGACGAUAACAAUGAUACUGUGUGAGGAAUAUAAUAUAAUCUAGAUGCAUUUGAAACGUAUUUGUUUUUGAGCCCAGUAUACCAAACUAGAACAUUCUAGAUCUUCUCAAGUUUUAUCUUAGAAAACUUAAAUGUAGCUACAAUAUUUUCACAUUAGUUUAAGCUGUUACAUUUCUUAAGGGUACCAAAGUUUUUUCAUUAGGCUUCAAGUAUAAGAAGUGCUUGUUUUUUUAAUAGUUUCAUUAAUGUUAAGUCCUAUUGUGGUAAUUCUAUUUUUGGAAGCAGUUUUCUGCAACGUAUCUCACAACAGCACUUAAGUUUCAGUUUCUACAAUCUGAUCAGUGGACUAAUAUUUAACGGCAUGAUUUCUAAUCUAUACUUAAAUACGUCUUUUGGAAUAAAAUAGUUACUUUUAUUGUCACCAACUUUUUUGACCAAAUCUCUCAAUUUACCAAACAUUUUUUGGAGAGGAUGGAUUUAAAGAGAUUCUGAAUCCAUUUUGAAUAUAUUUAAGUUGUUUCUUGGUGUUCCCUAACCUCCCACCUCAGCCCCAUUUCCAGAUCCCAUUCAUUUUCUGCACCACCUCCUCCCCACAAGCUUAAGUUUCUCCCUAUUGCUCUUUUUUUUUUUUUUUUUGUCUUUUUGCCAUUUUGGGGGCCACUCCCGCGGCAUAUGGAGGUUCACAGGCUAGGGGUCGAAUCGGAGCUGUAGCUGCCAGUCUACACCAGAGCCACAGCAACGCAGGAUCCGAGCCGCAUCUGUGACCUACACUACAGCUCAUGGCAACACCGGAUCAUUAACCCACUGAGCAAGGGCAGGGAUCGAACCCACAACCUCAUGGUUCCCGGUCGGAUUCAUUAACCACUGCACCACGACGGGAAUUCCUCCCUAUUGCUCUUAAAUUUAAAAGGCCAAAACUGGAAUUUUAGAAAUAUAAUUCUUGAUAAUGCAGCUCAGUGUCAUUUUCAUAUUUUUAAAACCUGCUUUACAUGUCUGAUGUUCUGUGGGUCACUGUAACCAGGAAUUUUGCAUUUCUUUGUUUUUCUCUCCAUAUCAGAGCAGUUGAGUUUUAUGCCUUGCCGUUUAUGCCCAUUGAGCAUCACUCUGCUUUUGAGGGUAUUCUGGGAUCAGUUGCAUUGUUUCAAUCUUAGAUUCCUAGAUGAUAAUGCCACCAUAUUUCACAUUUCAAAAUUUAACACAGAAGAUGCUAUAGCUUAAAAUCUGCCUUGAUAAGUAUAUGUACACUGGACCUAGGCAAAACCACUGAAGAGCAAGUGCUUUCUUCCUUUUUACCAUGAGCAUAUAUGCUUUGAUCACUACUGCUUGAACCCUCCUAUUGGUAUAAUUCAGAUCAUUUUUCUAGCUUGUCGCUGAGGAUGUCACACAUAAGAUGGGAUCAAACUUGAAAAUUUUCUAAUGGUUUUCCUUCCUCUCGAAGGCCAAUGCAAACAAAUCAGUGUGAUGUGACUUGCAUUGAGGUGCACUCUGCAUAGGCUUCCCAGUUGCUAAACACCUUCUACUGAUUUCCAUUUAUUGUUGCUAAACACCUUCUCCUGUUUUUCCAUUUAUACACAUCUAAACAUCUUAUUGGGAAAGACUGCAAAGCUUUCAAAAAUAUAAUCAGACUUGUAAUGUUUUUAAGUAAGUUUGACAUAUUCAACAUAGGAAUACUUUUGCAGAAUUUCUAAAAUAAAUUUUCAUAUAGUUUAUAACUUGUAGCCAAGAAUCCUCAAAACUUAAAACACAAUUAAGUUUCAGCUUAGGAUGGUGCUUAAUACAUCAGUAGUCCAUAACAGGGAAGAAAUGUCUCAUCACAGUUUUUGUAUAUUAGGAAAAGGUGUUAUCAAACUUACGAAAAUAGAUCUGAUCAUAGGAGAGAAAUGUUCAUUAUAUAGCAUAGGAUAUCAUUACUUGAAUGUUCUCAGGGAGGCAGCGUAUCAAAAGGCCUAGGUUCUAGUCCUGGCUCCUUCAUUAACCAACUGUGUGACCUUACUUCACCCAUGAGCCUUGUUCUCCUUACUCAUAAUAGGAAAAUAACACCAGUCCUGCCUACCUCACAGGGAUGUUGUGAGGGUUUAAUUGGUAUAUGUGAAAGUUCUUUUCAAAAUUGUAAAAUGCUUUAAGGAAUUGUUAACAUAUUUGUUCCAAGAUUAUUAAUAAAAAAAUUGAACUUAUCAUUUCUCACUUUUGACAUAAGGUAACAAGGAAAAGGCCCAAUAAUUUCUGAGGUCCAAAAAGCAAUUAAAAUUGUUUAAUGGAUAAA